Akanthomyces muscarius is the source of this 459-nucleotide messenger RNA. RefSeq lists its product as uncharacterized. The coding region runs from base 1 to 459 and encodes 152 amino acids. The transcript is spliced from 2 exons. The record is from RefSeq and is a predicted model, not a curated record. Lineage: Eukaryota; Fungi; Ascomycota; Sordariomycetes; Hypocreales; Cordycipitaceae.
AUGUCUCUGGUCGUCCUCCCCGCGCUCAUCCCGGACAUCCCGCGCAUCUACCAAAUCUACUUUGACGCCUUUCGCGCCGACAAGAUGGGCGCUCUGAUGCUGCAAAUCCUCUUCCCUGGUACUCUCGACGACCAGGACUUCCUCAAGGCCCACGCCGCCGGCACCCUCAGCUACUGGCACCUCAGCGACUGCCAGUACACCUUCAAGGUCGUCGACACGGCGACGGGCGCCAUCAUCGGCAUGGGCCUCGGCGACGCCUACCUGCGCGAGCGCACCGUGCCCGAGCGCGCCAACCACGGCGUGCCCUGGCUCGAGGGAGAGCAGAGGGCGCGCGCGGAAAAAGUCCUGAACCCGCUGUGGGAGGUGCGGGAGAGGCUCUUUGGUGGACGUCGCUACAUCUCUCCGACGCUAACAUCAGCCGAACCCGUUCGCUCCAGACUGCCAUGUCAUCGCCAUUGA